This is a messenger RNA of Aspergillus nidulans FGSC A4, 345 nucleotides long. RefSeq names its product peptidylprolyl isomerase FKBP2. Bases 1 to 345 code for a protein of 114 amino acids. The transcript is spliced from 5 exons. The record is from RefSeq and is a predicted model, not a curated record. Gene Ontology annotation, molecular function: peptidyl-prolyl cis-trans isomerase activity; isomerase activity. NCBI's taxonomy places the organism in Eukaryota, Fungi, Ascomycota, Eurotiomycetes, Eurotiales, Aspergillaceae.
AUGGGGAUCAUUGACUUUAUCAUAGAUAUUAUCCGUCCUGGUAAUGGCGUAGACUAUCCAAAACCAGGGGAUAUGGUCACCGUUCACUAUCACGGCUACCUGUAUGACCCGACUCGGUCGUGGAAUCGCGGACGACGGUUUGACAGCAGCAUCAAGCGCGGCAGACCUUUUACCUUCCAGGUCGGCAUGGGUCAAGUUAUCAAAGGAUGGGACAUCGGAAUUCUGCGAAUGAGCUUGGGCGAGAAAUCUUUGCUCACAUUUGGACCACAUUACGGCUACGGCGAAAACAACGUCGAACUCCUGGCUAUCAACGGGAAGACUCUACAGUCUGAUAGUUCCGAGUAG